Dendroctonus ponderosae (mountain pine beetle) is the source of this 1119-nucleotide messenger RNA. Its product is annotated as putative OPA3-like protein CG13603. The coding region runs from base 219 to 995 and encodes 258 amino acids. Gene Ontology annotation, cellular component: mitochondrion. Gene Ontology annotation, biological process: regulation of lipid metabolic process. NCBI's taxonomy places the organism in Eukaryota, Metazoa, Arthropoda, Insecta, Coleoptera, Curculionidae. The record is from RefSeq and is a predicted model, not a curated record. The transcript has 4 exons.
AUAGAGACUUGUUUUUCUACAAGCUUAAUGCGUUUUUUUGCAAAAUUAAAAACGGUCUCACACCACAGGACACCCCCAGGGGGAUGUUCUGUGGUCUCCCACUUGUCUCUGCAUAACCAUAAUGUUUACGUCACUGUCACUCAAUUUGGGGUUAUGGAUAGUUCUACCAAAAACUAUUUUGAAUAUAAAAUUUAAUUGGUGCAAAAAACGGAAUAGUUAUGGUAGUCGGAGUGUUUCCUGUAGCAAAACUGGGGGCUCUUUUACUGAAGCAAGUCAGCAAGCCGAUUGCCACGGUUGUUAAGAACCAAGCCAAAUCGUCGCCUGUGUUUCGCAAAUAUGUUUGCAUGCCCCCUGCACAAUUUUAUAACUGGUGCGAGAUCAAGGCAAAAAUGUGGAUUUUGAACUUGGGAAAGCCUGUUAAUAUACCUGUGUUGAAUGAAGCGCAGGCCAUCGAACUGGGGGCCAAUCUACUUGGUGAAGCGAUUAUAUUCAUAAUAGCAGCUGGAGUGCUUAUCAAUGAGUACUAUCGAUCUUCUGUAAAGGAAGCGGCAAAGGAGGCUGCAAGAAUACAGGAGUUGACUGAUAUGAAGAAUGACAUUCGGGAGCUGUAUAUUGAGGCUGAAGAAGAGCGAGCCCAGAUUAGGGAAUUGUUGAGGAAAGUUGGCGAUCAACAUUCACAAAUAGAGGAAUUAUCUACCAAACUUGGUCUGCGACGUAAAAAGAGCCCUGCGGAUGAACAGCAAGAGGUUGAUUCGAAAAUUCCUCCCUAUUCGCCGGUCAACGACGACCCCAACCUGAGCAAGAUGACCAAAGCGCCAGAAGUUUAUCAAAUGAACAACUCGAAACAGCAAGGCACAUCUUCCGUUCUUCUGCUGCGAACACUCGACGAUAUUGUUCGAGAGUUCUGGAACUAUCCAACUAAAUCGAACGAGCCUAGUUACUUAUUGCAAGCCCUUUUUUACCUGAGUCAAAUAUUCAAAUUUCGGUCCUACUAAACGCUCAGUUUUAUAGGCAAUUGUGAUGUACAUACUUAGUAAUUAAGUAGGCGAAAAAACUGCUUUUGAGGGCGUUAUGAACAAGUAAUAUGUUACGCAACAUUUAAUAUAAGAAUUAAUCGAU